Molecule: messenger RNA, 4299 nt
Organism: Cutaneotrichosporon cavernicola
Lineage: Eukaryota; Fungi; Basidiomycota; Tremellomycetes; Trichosporonales; Trichosporonaceae
Exons: 1
Coding region: 1-4299 (1432 amino acids)
Biological process (GO): DNA integration
Molecular function (GO): nucleic acid binding
Source: RefSeq, a predicted model, not a curated record
AUGGAGUCUUCCACCUCGGACCUCCAUCAGUAUCUCAAGCUGAUCCCUAAGCUUACCGGCAUCGAGAAUUACUCUCGGUGGCACCACGCCUUCAACAACUGGCUCAACAUGCUGGGCGGCACACUCGUCCGCACACAGCCCGAACCGUACCGCGUCCCCUUUGAAGACGCCGAAUUCCUCCACAUCUCCCGCGACGUCAUCCACCCACCAGACCAGCGUGCCGGUGACGCGCCGCCCACAGGACUCGCUAUCGCCAUCAACACUGCCCGUGAGGCAUCCAACAUUAAAGCUAAUCUACAAGGUGGGGAGAUCACCAAAUGGGAAAAGUGGGCCCGUAAACAGCGCGUCGCGCGCACCACCGUCAUGGCCACCAUAGACUACACGAUCGCACGUGACGUCGACCACCUAUGGAGUCUGGACGACGUCCUCAAUCACCUCGCAAAGCUUUACAAUCCGGACACGCCGCUGCGCUUGCGCAAUCUUAACGCCAAGAUCACCACCACCUUCCUUACCUCCGCCACUGCCGACAACAUGCGUAAGCAUGUCCUCGACUUCACUGCCGUGCUUCAUGAGCUUGCCGACAUCGGUCACCCUGUUAGCGAGCCCUCGAAGUGUCUCAACUUCCUUGAGUCACUUACACGGGUCCACCUUCUCUACUCGCAUAUGCGCACGGAGCUUGCCCUAGUCCCCACUCACGAGCGCGAAGAAUGGGCAGUAGUUUGUCGCGUCUAUGAGAUGUACAUCGCAACCCACGCCCUGCGCACUCCUUCCCUCGACAGCACCACAGCACCGACAUCCUCUCUCGCAGCUUCCAACCCGCACCAACCGAAGCAGUGGAUCCGCAACAAGCCAGACCCCACCAAAUAUUGUGACUAUCACAAGCGACCCGGACACGCCACUGUCGACUGCACCGACAAGGCCGCGGGACGCGAUCCAGAUCGCAAACGUGGGAAGAAGGACGCAGACCAUAAGCCGCCACAUCUCGCGAGCGCAGCCUCUGCACCUUCCCCUGCGCCAGCGACGCCUCUCCCUGACCUUUCUCUGUCCUAUCCUAUGGACCUCGUCGACGACCACUACAUCAACCUAGGCGCACUUGCGAUCGCGUCGUCGACGCCGGCACCCACGAGCCCCACCACCAAGCUCUACAUCGACAGUGGAGCUGGUGGUCACCUUAUCUCCAACCCCGCCUUCCUCUCUGACGCCAAACCCUGCAGCGUCAAGUUCUACCUCAGCAGCUCCCGCUACUACCUCAUGGCAAGGUACGUAGGUGUCAUCAGGCUCGGUGGCAUCCCCAUUCAGCCUGUCUAUUUCACGGAUGGCUCGACUGACAGCUUCCUCUCGGAACCCCGCCUUGUGGCAGCUGGCUGGGACGUCGAUCUCAAGGCCCUCACUCUCUCCCGAGAAGGCGUUGUCGUCACACUUACCUGUGACAACGUCGACGGCCGUCCAAUCGUCAAUGCCACCAGCAUCAACCGGCUGGCCGCCAGCAGCGAGCUCCUCCCCUCCUCCCUCACAUCGACCAGCACUCCUCAUCCCUCUGGUCCCACCAACCCCACUGCCGGCACGACCGGUCACACACUUCCUCCUGAGGAGCCCCUUCCCUCUCGCGCACUCCUCCUUCUUCACACACGCCUUGGUCACAUCGGCAAACCCCAACUUGUCGAACUAGCACGCCAUGGUCUCCUCGGCGACGAUUGGACUGCCUCCAAGAUUGAUGCAGACCCCUUCAACAUCUGCAAAUGUAAGGCCUGCCUUGAGACGAAGACCACCAAGAAUCCAAGCCCGGGAACGAGUCCCCGUGGCACCGCCUCUGGAGACUACAUGCACGUUGACCUGAAAGGCCCCUUCAUCACUUCCCGCCGGGGGAUGUGCCACUGGCUCCUCAUCUACACCGACCACACUGCCGUUCGCCUCGCCAUUCCUAUCCACGCCAAGACCGAAGCCCACGGUCUCAUCCAGACGUGGAUACGUCGCAUCGAGCGCCAGACCAACAUCCCCAUCGCCGUGGUGCGCAGCGACGGCGCCGGUGACUUCGGCAAGGACAUGGCUCGUGAGUUCUACAAUAGUCUCGGUAUCCUCCACGAAGUCACGGCACCCUAUGACCCAGCUCGCAACGGCGUUGCCGAACGCGGUAACCGCACCAUGUCCGAGAUGCUCCGCGCCAUGUUCUCCACGUCGGGUCUCCCACCAGAUCUUUGGUGCUACGGCAUUGAAUAUGCGUCGUUUAUCGCCAACUCCACCCGCAUUAACUCGGACGGCCGGACCCCCUGGCAAACUAUCACCCACCGCGUUCCCAAGCUCCUCUCCCUUCCUGCAUUCGGACAGGUCGUCUACGCUCACAUCCACGAAGCCUACAAGGAUCCCCUAGUCAAAGUCCUUGAUCCCGCUCCCCGAGCACCACGCACCACGCCAGCUACCCCGCGCGCCUUCCGCGCUCGCAUCCUUGGCGCCGACAUGGCCACCUUGGGCUGGAUCGUCCUCAUCGAACAGACGAACAAGAUUAUCACUGUUCGCGACGUUCGCCUUGCCCUCGCUGCAGGACUCGGUGACCCUCUCCCUCCCUUUGACGGCCCGCCGGACCUGCAAAAGCUCGCCAAACCCGUCAAGCCCACCACUCAUGACCCUGCCGUUGCGGCGCUUGCUUUCCUCGACAAGGACUCCGACGUCCAAAAGGCCAUCCGGGCGAUGGAUGCCGUCGACGACCCCUUCAUACAGCUUGCCGCAUCCACCGUCAACACCAUUCUCGAAAGCUCUCCCAUCACCUACCGACAGGCCAUCAAAGCUCCCGACGCCGAGCACUGGCAGGCAGCCAUGGCCGCGGAGACCGAGCAACUCUUCGCAACCGGCACCAUGGUCUUCUCCAACCUUCCCUCGGGCCGCCGAGCCAUACCGACUAAGUGGGUCUUCAAACCCAAGCGGGACGCCACGAACGUUCUGAUCAAGCGCAAGGCCCGCCUUUGCGUCCGCGGAGACGUCAUGACUUCCGACGACUACGACCGCACCUUCGCACCGACCGCCCGUCUCACCUCAGUCCGUGCUCUUGUCAUCCACGCCAUUAAGAACAACAUGGUCCUUCACCAGGCGGACGUCGAAGGUGCCUUCCUCAACGGCACUCUCGAGGAAGAGGUCUACAUCAAACCGCCUCCCGGCCUCACACUUCCGGAAGGAUACGACUGCCUUCGCCUCCACAAGGCGCUCUACGGGCUCAAACAGGCGCCUCGCGUGUGGUGGCAAACCGUUGUCGCCGUCCUUGCUGACAAGGGCUUCUACUCCACUCCCUCCGACAUAGGUCUUUUCCACCGCAGCCCCGCCGAGGGCGUCACAGGCGCCUGGCUUGCCCUCUACGUCGACGACUUCCUCUCGGCCACUCUCUCUCACUCCGAAGCUCUUGACAUCCUCGACAGUCUCCGCGCGCACUGGGCUAUCACUGAUCUUGGCGAGCCCAAGCAACUUCUCGGUAUGUCGCUUCAAAUCCACGCCGACAAGGUCGACAUCUCACAGACCAACUAUAUCGAACAGAUGGCGGAACGCUUCCAGGUCGACACUCGACGUUCCGGAAAAGCGGCUCCCCUCCCAACCACAGCCACACAGCUUCCUCCUUCUCCCCCCGCUCCUCCGCCGCUCCACGCCGAGUACCGUGAGAUGGUGGGUUCUAUUCUAUGGGUUGCGCGCUGCACCCGCCCUGACGUUGCCUUCGCGGCAGGCUUCCUCGGACGCUUCGCCCAUGCCCCGUCGGGGGAGCAUAUCGAACUGGCAAAGCGCGUCAUCGCCCAUCUUCUCUUCACCAAGGACUACGUUCUCCGCCUUGCUCCGGACGACGAUGCCCCGGACCUUGAGGCGUACUCCGACGCUGACCACGCCGGAGAUCGUCUCACUCGCCGUUCAACCACCGGCCACAUCCACUUUCUUUAUGGCUGCCCCGUCUCCUGGACCUCUCGCCGCCAGGCAACGUUAUCCAACUCCACGAUGGAGGCCGAAUACGUUGCCGCAGCCAGCUGCGUUCGCGAAACCAUCUGGCUCCGCUACCUCCUGACGGACCUCCUUCAUCCUCCCACCUCACCAACCACCCUUUACAUCGACAAUCUCGCUGCCAUACGCCUUUCACAGGAUGACUCCCACCACGAAAAGGCCAAGCACAUUGACAUCGCCAACCAUGUGGUGCGUGAGCGUGUUAAUAACGGCACAAUCAUUUGCAAGCCGGUCACCUCUGCCAACCAGCUGGCAGACAUUCUUACUAAGCCGCUUCCCGGUACUACCCACAACAAGGCCUCCGCCCUCCUCCACGUCGUCAAGCCUUGA